Ostrinia nubilalis (European corn borer) is the source of this 1928-nucleotide messenger RNA. RefSeq lists its product as uncharacterized. NCBI's taxonomy places the organism in Eukaryota, Metazoa, Arthropoda, Insecta, Lepidoptera, Crambidae. The record is from RefSeq and is a predicted model, not a curated record. The transcript is spliced from 3 exons. Bases 399 to 941 code for a protein of 180 amino acids.
AGAAUGAUGGAAAUUCGGUACUUGGAAUACUACAUAAUUAGUAUUUGACUAGCCAUUUAAGAAAUUAACCUACAUACUUUAGAUUCUGAUUUCACUUUUACUGCAACAUAGUGUAACACAAUCAUAUUUCCUUUAAACGUAACAUCAAAGUAUGGGUAAUAUUUUAAUUCAAAAGGUAAUACCUACUUGCUAGUGAUUUUUUUUUCUGUGCUUAUCGAACAUAAAAAUACGGUCCAAAUUUGUAUAUCAUUUUAUUGUUACUUUAGUUUUAACUAAUUAGCUUAAUUUUUGCUGACAAUUUAUUAUUGAUCACAUAAAUACAGAAUUUCACCGCAAAAAAUUAAUUACUUUGUGAGAUUCUUUGUGAAUAGCAAGAAACAAGCUCCCGAUUGUGCAAAAUGUCGGAUUCUGAGUACGCAUCCAGCAUUGAAGACGUGGCCCCAUUAGAGGUGGUGCCACCACCGCGCUCGAGCAAGAGCAAGUCCAAAACCAGCGCGUCGACCUCAACCGCUUCUACGCCUGCGCCUAAGCCGAGGAAGCGAAAGCCUGCCGCCCAUUCCGUUGCGAACGUUGAAGCCCUAACUAGACCAAAGAAAACGAAGAGUUUGUUUUCAAUCAUUAAUAAGGACGAGCGGGCAAGUGCGAAGGAGACAACUCGUAGCAUCGCAUCGAGCUUUACAUCGCGGGUGUCUUCGGGCCAGUGUCGUCGGACUGCAGUCACCAGCGGCGAGUUCUACAUAGAUUUGAAAGUCUACAACACCGACGAUGUUAAGAACGUUCCACCCGAGGAGCGUUACAAGAAAGCGCUUGCAGCGGUAAAACUCCAAUGCGGUGAACAAUCCCAGGAGUGGGAGGCUCUACAAAGGUUUAUAAGUAGCGCUUACGUAAUUUUUGAAGAGUGCGAACCGACUUAUUACAGUAAUAAAAUAAACAUUAAAUAAUUUUUACUUGUAAAUAAACAUACUUAUUACACAGUUUUAAUAUUAUUUUUUACAUUCGAAUUAUUCAACAUUAUUUCUAGUAGGUAGGUAUAGAGACUUUAUUGUUUAUUAACUAAUUCUUGGUUCUAAAAUGCCUUUCUGUACUAUUUGUAACGUGUCCAUAGGUUCAACCUCUUGGGUAGGACACUUGCGGAGUCGCUUGCACAAGCAAAAGAACUCCACCCAACCACACAGUGAUGGUGUGGAAAUCGUAGGUUCUGCAUUUCGCUCUCGAAUCAUUUCUUACCGAUUAGUUGCAAGUGAACUUGACCAAACUUCUAUAGAUAUUUUCUUUAAUUCUAUUCAUAACAAAAUAAAAUCACUUUUAGAUGAUGCUUUAAGAGUACAUACUUGCAUCAAAGUGAAUUUUGAAUUAUUUAGCAUUUUCCUGUUAUUCAAAAAUAAUAUGCAGGAAAUGAAAUCUUUUGUUACAAAGAAUUUUAUACUUUACCACAACUAUGAUUUUGAUAGUUUAUUUUCUAAACUAGUGAGUAUAUUGAAAAAGAAAAUGGAAGAGUUUGAGGAAAGCGAUAGUGGUUGGGCUUUUUUAAGUAAUUCACAUUUAGAAAUAAAUGUCAAUAAGUACCAACCAUUAGGUGGGUCAUCUUAUUUAAAAUUACCUAAAUUUAUUCAAAAUAAGAAAGCAUGUAUAAAUAUUCAAAAUAAAGACCAGUGUUGCUUUUUAUGGAGCGUAACAGCAGCUCUUUACCCUGCUCGAAAUCAUCCUGAACGAGUCUCGUCUUAUCCCAAUUUUAAAGAUGUUCUAAAUAUCAAUGGGAUAUCUUAUCCCGUCACAUUCUCAGAUAUUAGGAUUUUUGAGAAAAACAAUCCUAAGUUAAGUUUUAUCAUUUAUGGUCUAAAAAAUUCUAAAACCAUUAUUGGCCCCGUAUAUAAAUCUGAAAAUACCAAAAACAAAAAAACUAUUCAUUUGCUAAUGUUAGAAAAUGA